UAAAAACACCAAAUCUUGAUCAUCACUUUAAUCCAAUCAUUCUCCAAUCCAAAUCUUCAAGAAACUAACUAAUGGCUACCUCAAUGAUUGAUGUUAACCAAUGCCCCAUUGAAAUGGAGAAACAAGAAUUUGACUACUCCCAAAGGUCCCAAUGGCUAAGAGCAGCUGUUCUUGGAGCCAAUGACGGAUUAGUAACAAUUUCUUCCCUAAUCUUGGGAGUUGGUGCUGUCAAAGAUGAUCCCAAGUCCAUGAUCCUCACCGGAUUUGCGGGCCUCGUCGCCGGAGCUUGCAGCAUGGCAAUCGGAGAGUUCGUCUCCGUUUACUCGCAGCUCGACGUCAAACUCGCGCAGAUGAAGAGGGAGAAAAAGGAGGAGGAAGAAGAGGAUCGGGAGAAGCUCCCGAACCCGUUUCAGGCUGCAUUGGCAUCGGCCCUCGCGUUUGUUAUGGGGGCCGUGGUGCCGCUGCUGGGGGCGGCUUUUGUGAGAGAGUAUAGGGUGAGGUUGGGGGUGGUGGGGGCGGCGACGACGGCGGCGCUGGUGGGGUUUGGGUGGGGUGGGGCGGUGUUGGGGGGGAGUAGGGUGGGGAGGUCCUGUGGGAGGGUGGUAGUUGGAGGGUGGAUGGCCAUGGGGAUCACUUUUGGGCUUAGUAAGUUGAUUGGCUUAGGGGGCUUGGAGAUGUAAUGAUAUAUAGUAUAAUAUAUAUAUAUAUAUAUAUGUGUGUGUGUUUGUUCAUGCAUGGGGUUUGUGUUAGUACGUGUUGUUUGUAUGUGGAAUAAAGGUGUGCAAUGGGGCUCUUUAUUUUU
This is a messenger RNA of Andrographis paniculata, 802 nucleotides long. RefSeq names its product vacuolar iron transporter homolog 4-like. The coding region runs from base 72 to 680 and encodes 202 amino acids. The record is from RefSeq and is a predicted model, not a curated record. Lineage: Eukaryota; Viridiplantae; Streptophyta; Magnoliopsida; Lamiales; Acanthaceae. Gene Ontology annotation, cellular component: membrane. Gene Ontology annotation, biological process: intracellular manganese ion homeostasis. The transcript has a single exon. Gene Ontology annotation, molecular function: manganese ion transmembrane transporter activity; iron ion transmembrane transporter activity.